This is a messenger RNA of Cherax quadricarinatus, 3322 nucleotides long. The record is from RefSeq and is a predicted model, not a curated record. NCBI's taxonomy places the organism in Eukaryota, Metazoa, Arthropoda, Malacostraca, Decapoda, Parastacidae.
GAUAAAUAAGCCGUAGAGUUGAUGAUAGCGAAAUAUUCAAGGAGUAUUUUGUCCUGUCUCCAGACAAACUUGUUGGCUGCCGCUGCCGCCACACAUAUGACAUUUUAUUACUUCUAGAGUACAGUGGAACCUCAAAAAUCGAACGUAUCACAUAUCAAACGUUUCGAAAAUAGGACCAUUUUUUCGGACAAACUGUGUCCCUAUUAUCAAACAUGCCCCUAUUUUCGGACCACCGGGUACGGGACCUGUCUGCCGGCCCGCUCUGUCCGCGUCCCCGCGCAGGCGACGUGAGCAGUCUAGCUUUGUUUAUGCUUGAGUGAACACUAACCUGCGCUCUCAUUCACACAUUUUAAGAUUAUUUCGUUGUGUUUAGUGCUUGUGGGACUGUGAAAUAAGCUGCCAUGGGCCCAAAGAAACUUGCUAGUGGUACCCCUGUGGUAAAGAAAGUGAGAAACACCAUAGAUGUGAAGAAGGAAAUAAUACAGAAGUAUGAGAGUGGUGUGAGACUUGUUGAGCUUGCCAGGAUGUAUGGGAAAAACAAGUCGACCAUCGGUUCUAUCCUGUCAAAGAAAGAACAAAUCAAGGAAGCUGAUGUUGUGAAAGGUGUUAAUAUGCUAACCAAAUAAAGACCACAAAUAGUUGAAGAGGUUGAAAAGUUGUUGCUGGUGUGGAUCAAGGAUAAAGAGAUUGCAGGUGAUAGUGUUUCAGAAACGAUUAUUUGCGAAAAGGCAAGGAAGUUGCAUGCCGAUCUGGUACAGAAAACUCCUGGAACCAGUGCCGAUAGUGAAUUUAAGGCCAGCAGAGGCUGGUUUGACAGAUUUAAGAAGCAUAGUGGCAUACACAAUGUUGUAAGACAUGGUGAGGCAGCCAGUUCAGACAAACGGGUGGCUGAGAAGUUUGUACAGGAUUUUAAGGGGUACAUAGACAGUGAAGAAUUGAAACCUGAACAAGUGUUUAGUUGUGAUGAAACAGGCUUGUUCUGGAAGAAAAUGCCAAAAAGGAUCUUCAUCACACAGGAGGAAAAGGCACUGCCAGAACACAAGCCUAUGAAAGACAGGCUUACUCUUUUGUUCUGUGCUAAUGCUAGUGGCGAUUUUAAAGUGAAGCCUUUACUUGUGUAUCAUUCAGAAAAUCCCAGAGUGUUUAAGAAAAACAAUGUCUUUAAGAACAAGUUAUGUGUCUUGUGGAAAGCUAAUCAUAAGGCAUGGGUCACAAGACAAAUUUUCAAAGAGUGGGUCCAUGAAGUGUUUGGCCCCAGUGUGAAAAAAUACCUCCAGGAAACGAAAUUGUCACUCAAGUGCCUCCUGUUAAUGGAUAAUGCUCCUGCUCAUCCUCUAAACUUAUUAGACCUCUUGUCUAAGGACUUCAAUUUUAUAAAAGUGAAGUUCUUGCGUCCUAACACCACUCCUCUCCUCCAGCCCAUGGACCAGCAGGUCAUUUCUAACUUCAAAAAGUUCUACACAAAAGCAGUGUUUGAAAAGUGCUUUGAAGUGACCACAGACACUAAGUUGACCCUAAGAGAGUUCUGGAGGAAUCACUUCAACAUCUACAGUUCCAUAAGCCUUAUAGGUAAGGCUUGGGAGGGAGUGACUUCCAGAACUUUGAACUGCUUGGAGACAAUUAUGGCCAGAUUGUGUCCAAAAGAGGGAUUUUGAAGGGUUUGAGGCUGACCCUGACCCUGACCCAGCUCACCCUCUGCCUGUUGUGGACUCUAUUGUGGCAUUGGGGAACACCCUGGGGUUGGAGGUGAGUGGUGAGGAUGUGGAAGAGUUGGUGGAGGACCACAGGGAAGAGCUAACCACUGAAGAGCUGCAAGAGCUUCAUCUGGAGCAGUAUCAGACCACAGCUGAGGAACUUGCUUCAGAGGAGGAGGAAGAGGGAGUGGAUGAGGUGCCUUCUUCAAAUAUUAAGGAGAUUUGUGCCAAGUGGAAUGAUGUCCAAAUGUUUGUGGAGAAGUACCACCCUGAGCAAGCUGAAACAAGCCAUCUUUGCAACAAGUUCAGUGACAGAACCAUGUCCCAUUUUAGGGAAAUGUUAAAGAGGCGCCAGAAACAGAGGACUGUAGACAGUUAUUUUGUGAGACAGGGGUCCACUGACUCUCAAGCUGGUCCUAGUGGCAUUAAAAGACAGAGAAGGGAAGUAACCCCAGAGAGGGCUUUACCUGAAGUCCUCAUGGAGGGGGAUUCUCCUUCCAAACUCUAACCCCAACUCCCUCUCUCCUCCUCCCUAUCUUCCAGAUGCCAUCACCAAUCUUCAAUAAAGGUAAGUAAAAAUUUUAUUUUAUAUGUAUUACUAUACAUAAUACUAUAGUAUUUGUUGUAUGUAAAACUGUAAUUAAUCUCUAUAAAAUGUAUUUUUUGUGUGAAUAUUUUUGGGUUUCUGGAACGGAUUAAUUGUAUUUCCAUUAUUUCUUAUGGGAAAUAUUGCUUCGAAUUUCAGACUUUUCGAAUUUAGAACCAGCUCCUGGAACGGAUUAAGUUCGAUUUUUGAGGUUCCACUGUAUAUAUCAAGUUUCUAUGUUAUUUAUAUUGUUUGUUAUGUCAUAUUAGAUGAACUAUGAUAGAUAAAUAAGCCGUAGAGUUGAUGAUAGCGAAAUAUUCAAGGAGUAUUUUGUCCUGUCUCCAGACAAACUCUCGUUGGCCGCCGCCACAUAUAUAAUGACAUAUUUUAUUCAUUCUAGAGUAUAUAUCAGGUUUCUAUGUUACUUAUAUUGUUUGUUAUGUCAUAUCAGAUGAACUGUGAUAGAUAAAUAAGCCGUAGAGUUGAUGAUAGCAAAAUAUUCAAGGAGUAUUUUGUUGUCUCCAAACACUUGUUGGCGGCUGCUGCCGCCACAUAUAUAAUGACAUAUUUUAUUCAUUCUAGAGGAUAUAUCAGGUUUCUAUGUUAUUUAUAUUGUUUGUUAUGUCAUAUUAGAUAAACUGUGAUAGAUAAAUAAGCCGUAUAGAUGAUAUUAGCGAAAUUACUCAAGAAGUAUUUUGUCCGGUCUCCAGACAAACUGUUGUCCACCGCCGACACCGCCCACACCACUACAUGAAUUACAUAUUUUAUUCAUUUCAGAGUAUAUAUCAGGUUUCUAUGUUAUUUAUAUUGUUUAUUAUGUCAUAUUAGAUCAAUUGAGAUAGAUAAAUAAGCUGUAAAGGUGAUAUUAGAGAAAUUAUUGAAGUAAAGAAUUCCACUGGAAUGGAUUAAUUGCAUUUCAAUUAAUUUAAAUGAGAAAAAUUUACUCUGCAAACGAGCAAAUCCAGUUGCAAGAAAGGUCAUGGAACGGAUUAAACUCGCAAGCAGAGGUUCCACUGUCUUGACAGAGCUCUUGUAUUCACAC